CGCGUGGAUCAUGGUGGGCAAGAAGGGGGAGACCCCGGGGUCGGGAGCGACCCCCGAGGGGCCCAGCGGGGCCGCCUCGGCUCCGGCCGCGGCUCGGCGGCGGCGGAAAGGCGGCAAGAAGCGGCAGGAGGCGGUGGUAGCCAUCCCGCGGGGCAAGCCCAAGUCGGGACGGGUGUGGAAGGAUCCCGGGAAGAAGAGGUUCUCCCACAUGAUCCAGGACAAGGCGCUCCGCACGUCCUGGGCACGGAAAAUGAAAGAGAGGCAGGAGAAGAAGCUGGUCCGGGAUCUGGCGCGGCAGCUGGAAGAAGCGAAGCAGAGGGAGAAAGAGGAAAAGAAGCGGCGGCGGGAGGAAAACCUGAAGCGGCGCCUGGAAAACGAGCGGAAAGCCGAGAUUGUCCAAGUGAUCCGGAACCCCCUGAAGCUCAAGAGGGCCAAGAAGAAGCAGCUGAGGCGGGUGGAAAAGCGGGAUACACUGGCCCUGCUCCAGAAGACGCCUGUGAGGCGCAGCACGGCCACGGAAUGAGGCAGGAAUCGGGAUACUGCCGCAGCCAGGCCAUGCAGCUGGGAUUCCUACAGAUCCUGCUCCUUUCCAGGGGCUUUUCCUCAGCUUACCAGGCAGGAAUCGCUGCCAGGACCCUCAGUGUUGGACAAACAGCAGGACAGAGCUGAGGGCAUAUAUUCCACAGGAACCAGCUGCUGGAUUCCCCAGUCCCUGUGGAAUCAGGAUGUGUCCAGAGUCUGGAACAGAACUUUGCUUUCCAAAAUUUGCCUUUUCCUUAUAAAAAUGAAUAAGAACUGAGAUUCGCCUCCA
This is a messenger RNA of Catharus ustulatus (Swainson's thrush), 811 nucleotides long. RefSeq names its product coiled-coil domain containing 86 (gene CCDC86). The record is from RefSeq and is a predicted model, not a curated record. Lineage: Eukaryota; Metazoa; Chordata; Aves; Passeriformes; Turdidae. The transcript has 4 exons. Gene Ontology annotation, cellular component: nucleolus. Bases 11 to 523 code for a protein of 170 amino acids.